Dreissena polymorpha is the source of this 2692-nucleotide messenger RNA. RefSeq names its product cell division cycle protein 20 homolog. Gene Ontology annotation, cellular component: anaphase-promoting complex. Gene Ontology annotation, biological process: positive regulation of anaphase-promoting complex-dependent catabolic process; anaphase-promoting complex-dependent catabolic process; positive regulation of ubiquitin protein ligase activity. The record is from RefSeq and is a predicted model, not a curated record. The coding region runs from base 287 to 1948 and encodes 553 amino acids. Gene Ontology annotation, molecular function: protein binding; anaphase-promoting complex binding; ubiquitin ligase activator activity. The transcript is spliced from 10 exons. NCBI's taxonomy places the organism in Eukaryota, Metazoa, Mollusca, Bivalvia, Myida, Dreissenidae.
AUUAAGUCCACUAAAGAGGAAUGUCGGAUGAACACGCUUAUCACACCGGUAAUCCCAAUACACAUCAAACGUCUAUUAACACUGUGUGGAUUGUAGCCAAACUGUCAAACCUCUUAAGCCAAUCAGCUGCUUGUUGAUACACACAAUCUACCAAUCAAAUUAAUCGAAGUUUGAAUUUACAGAGUCAAGCAGAAACCUGUCAAAACAAACAAACCUGAGAUUUCAGCGAACAAAUACAAUACAGAGUUGUAUGAGUGAUCGACAGAAAAGAGUAUAACAGUGUACUAUGUCACAUUUUUCAUUGGAAUCGGAGUUAUCGAGCGCUUUGCGAAUGGAUGGACCAAUAAGCAAGGGGCCAACUAUGAGAUGGCAGAGAAAACAAGGGGAUUGUGAUCCUAACCAGUCUGUAAAUGCCUCUCUUAAUGUCAGCUAUGCACCUGGAAAAACACCGGUGAAAACCACAAGCAAUAAGUCGCUGUCAAAAACACCAUCUUCCAAUGGAUCAAACAGCCACAAGACCCCCAGAUCAGCAAAGAAAACUCCUGGAAAAGGUGCCAAAACCCCUGCUGGUGGUGACAGAUUUAUUCCAAACAGAAGUACAACACAGUUUGAACUUGGCCAGUAUCUAAUGACACAAGAGAACUCAGGACCUAUUGUGUCCGAAGGUGCUGAAAUGAUGAGUCCAAGCAAGUUGGAGUACCAAAAGGUUAUGAGUGAAAACCUCAAUGGGGAUUUGGCCAACAAGAAAAUUAUUUCAUACAAAGCAAAGGUUCCAAAUGGACCAGAGGGACAUCAGAAUCCACUACAGGUCCUGUACAGUACAUGCAAGACACCGUCCAGUACUGCCAAGAAGACUACAAGAAACAUUCCACAGGUUCCUGAGCGCAUCUUGGAUGCGCCAGAAAUUAUGGACGACUAUUACCUGAAUCUGUUGGACUGGUCUGUGAACAACCUCCUGGCAGUGGCCCUGGGCAGCAACGUGUACCUGUGGAAUGCAGGCUCAGGGGAGAUCACCCAGCUCAUGCAGCUUGACACCCAGGGGGACUACAUUGGCGCUGUGGCCUGGGUCCCAGAGGGCAACAUCCUGGGCGUGGGCACCAGUUCAGGGGAGGUCCAGUUGUGGGAUGUGUCCCAGCAGAAGCGUUUGCGCAAUAUGGCUGGUCACACUGCUAGAGUGGGUGCCAUGUCUUGGAACUCGUACAUACUGAGCAGUGGUUCCCGUAGUGGUAACAUCCACAACCAUGAUGUACGUGUACCUCAGCAUCAUGUGGGCACCUUCGCGGGUCACACCCAGGAGGUAUGUGGCCUCCAGUGGUCCCCGGACAACAAGUACCUCGCCAGCGGUGGCAACGACAACAUCCUUAAUGUGUGGUCCGCGCAGAAUGUCCAGUCUACGCAGACUGCACCCCAGCCCGUCCACUGCUUCUCACAACACUUGGCCGCUGUCAAGGCUGUCUCCUGGUGUCCAUGGCAACACAACGUGCUGGCUAGCGGAGGGGGCACUGCAGACAGACACAUACGCUUCUGGAAUGUCAGCGUAGGCUCGAGUCUCAACGCGGUGGACACAAAGUCUCAGGUACGGUGGACACAAAGUCUCAGGUAUGGUGGACACAAAGUCUCAGGUACGGUGGACACAAAGUCUCAGGUGUGCGCUCUGCUGUGGUCCAAGGAGUACAAGGAGCUGAUAUCCAGUCACGGGUUUGCACUCAACCAGCUUACCAUAUGGAAGUAUCCUGGCAUGACUAAAGUGGCAGAACUCACUGGGCACACUUCUCGUGUGCUGCACAUGGCCAUGUCCCCAGACGGCACUACGGUGGUCUCUGCUGGGGCGGACGAGACGUUGAGGCUGUGGAAGUGUUUUGCUGUGGACAAGGACAAGAAGAAGUCUCAGAAGUCUACUUUAAUAGCCAAGGACCAUACUAUUACACAUCUGUCAAAGAUCAGAUGAGGGGAGGGUUGUGAAAUUGUUGCGAAAUCAUGUUUUGUUUGAAGGCUCACAUUCAGGAUGGGGAAAGGGGUGUGGCACAGUUUGGUGAUUCAACAAGUUUAAAAAUGAAGGAAUAUGGAACUAAUUAAAAGGUUUUAAAAUGCUAUUGUAAAUUUUCCAUUUUGUUGCUUGCCAUUUUCUUUAUUCUGAAAAAGAAUGUUUCCUUAUAAGGAACCUCAUAGGGUAUGUGCCUAGGUAGUGUGGAUGACAUUGCCCCCAGGACACGGCUUGUUUUUAUAGAGUAUGUAGUGAAGUUGUUAUGUAUGUACCAGUAUUUGUUUUGGAUUGCCAAGUUUGUUGAGUUGUUGAUUAUUGUUACAUACACUAGUAUUGGCUGCAUUUAUAUGCUUGAAUGUCACAUCACACAUUUGGUAUGACAUGUAGUGCUAGUAGAGGUUCGAACAGGGUUUCUUGUAUAUCAAAAUUUUAAAUUUUAAAAACGAAUCAAAAGAAAUUAAAGUAUGUUUGAACAUGUUUUCUCAAUAAAACCUAUAUUUAAUAACUUUGGAUAUCUUUUCUGUAAGUUUUUUUCAUGUUGAUUAUAUUUUCCUUAUGAAAUGUCUUGAAGGUUAAACUGGUGGUAUGUGAACCAUUUAUAUUAUGUUAUGUAUUAUGUGUUAAUUAUUGUUCAAAUCAUGUGCAAUGAAUGUAAUAACAUGCCAUUGUAGUAUCUUUGAUAUAUUUUUGAAUAAAAGUGAUCAUGAA